GCAAGGGGGCUGGAGGGGGGGGGUGUCUCAGUAGACAUCUACCUCAGAGAGGGUGGCUCCGGGAACUUAAGUUCACUGCUCUGACUAUCAGCAAUGCUGGAGAGUGGAGGAUGGGGGUCCAGACUUUCUAGCUGGCAUGCCCAGCUGUGCACCUCUGGACUAUCUCGGGCCCUGGUUGUUGUGACUGCCCAAGGAGUUGAUGUUUAUAAAGCACUUUAUAACAGUCCUCUGAUUGCUAUUGUUAUUUAAGAGCUUGCAAUCGGUGGUUCUGAGAUUGGAUGAGGGGUUUACAUAGCUGUGCGCACUGUUUGGGUCACAUGUUUGGAAUCCUGGGGACUUCUCUCAUAAGUCUUGAUACCAGCUUCUCUGGGAAAAUGGCAAGAUACAGUAACACCAGCCUCCAUUCUAACUGCAAAAAGAAGAUGGAAGAGAGUCUAGCAGCACACCGAGCCUAAUUGGUUGUCAUGACCCAUGGGCUCCUGGAGGGGAAAUGGGUUUGAGAUCUCUAGUACUGAGUGAUGUUGGAAACUCCAGACAUCUUACCUUGGUGAAGCUCUCAGUCUGGUGGAGUGGACAGACCGGAAGACUAGAAGUGUGGCUUUCAGGAGAGAGAACCGGCAGACUCGCGGAUGGCGCUGGGCCAUGACUGUCUCCUACUCACGUGGAGGCAGGUUCAAGGAUCCUUGUUAGAGAUGGGCUCCCUAGAGGCGGAACCUAGGAUCCCGGAACUAAAGAUAUCAUAGACGCAAAGAACACCCGGAUGAUCUUCCAGGACGGCCCCAAGCCGGAAGACCUGGACCCGCCGUGGUUUCCUCGCGCGAAGGCAUGCUGUGGGCUAAUGGUUGAUGUAGGAACCCGACAGCCUGGAGAGUCAUCUCUGGAGACCCAGUCAGCCCUAUUGCUGUUGAGGAAAGCUGCAGAGUUUCCACCCCAUAGCGCAAAGUCCAGUGCGCAGGCGUGUGGGCGGGGCGGGCAUUUAAAGGGACCGAGGUGCGGUGCGUAGUCGGAGGAGCUGGGGUCUAAGCCCGGGGCUCUCUCCGACAGGAAUGGGUACUAGGUACCCCGAGGAUCAAGCCUCGUUGGCGCGAGUUUGGAUUCACCUCUGUGGACGUGCUCCAGAAGAGUCGCAGGUUAAGCGCUUUUCUUCCGGUCUCUAGCCCGCCUCGCUAUGGCUCACGUUAGCUCUCGCAAGCGCUCGAGAAGUCGCAGUCGGUCCCGUGGUCGGCGAGGGUCAGAAAAGCGAAGUAAGAGGAGCAGUAAGGACUCCUCGAGGAACUGUUCAACCUCCAAAUCCCAAGGUCACAAGGCUAGCAGCACCUCCGGUGUCGAGGAGAGAAGCAAGCACAAGGCCCAGAGGACAUCGAGAUCCAGCUCUUCCUCCUCCUCCUCCUCCUCCUCUUCCAGUUCUUCUAGCUCCACCUCAUCCUCAUCCUCCAGUGAUGGCCGGAAGAAGCGAGGGAAGCACAAAGAUAAGAAGAAGAGGAAGAAGAAGAAGAAACGGAAGAAGAAGAUGAAGAGGAGAGGCAAGGAGAAGGCAGUGGUGGUGCACCAGGCCGAGGCUCUGCCCGGCCCCUCUCUGGAUCAGUGGCACAGAUCAGCUGGGGAGGACAAUGAUGGCCCAGUCCUGACAGACGAGCAGAAGUCUCGUAUCCAGGCCAUGAAGCCCAUGACAAAGGAGGAGUGGGACGCUCGACAGAGCGUUAUUCGAAAGGUGGUGGACCCAGAGACCGGCCGCACAAGGCUCAUCAAGGGAGACGGUGAGGUUUUAGAGGAGAUCGUAACCAAAGAACGACACAGAGAGAUCAACAAGCAAGCCACCCGAGGGGACGGCCUGGCCUUCCAGAUGCGAGCAGGCCUGCUUCCCUGAGGGAGGGCCCUGCCAUCCCAGCUCUGUGAACUGCUGUUGGUGGUUUGGAGACUGAUGUCCAGUGGCCUUGCCUACGGCCCAGCAUCCUCUUGGGUGCAGUGGGUGGCCUAGGCACCGAAGUGGACAGCAGAGGGGCACUAUUAAAUGAUCUUGUUCACAGA
Messenger RNA from Rattus rattus (black rat), 2028 nucleotides. RefSeq names its product ADP ribosylation factor like GTPase 6 interacting protein 4 (gene Arl6ip4). Bases 1169 to 1867 code for a protein of 232 amino acids. Lineage: Eukaryota; Metazoa; Chordata; Mammalia; Rodentia; Muridae. The record is from RefSeq and is a predicted model, not a curated record. The transcript has 5 exons.